AUGGCCAGUACAAGCUUGACAUCGACCUUCCUGACGCCGGAUCCAAGCUUCAAUUGUUUGCGUUAUCCAACGCAGCCGAAUCCUGCUGAUCCUCGGCAUAGAGCUCUGUUCUUUCUGCUCUACUUCAAUCGACUCUUCGCGAACGUCCUUUCUUAUGCAAUCCGAGCAUACACAUGGCAUUAUUACCGCGCAUAUGUCGACAUCAAUGCACUCCAGUUCUCUUUACUUGGUGGAAGAAUCUUCUUCAAGGGCAUUCGAUAUCAUGGCGUGAACGAGACAAUCUUUAUCCAUGGAGGUUUCAUUACAUGGCGGUAUUGGACGCGCACAAUCGAGCGAAACGAUUUGACGGGGGUUCGACGGAAGACAGGGCUUUCUAAUAAUCCCUCGACGGGUGAACAUAGCCCAUCCCCGCAUGAUGGUAUAGAGAACAAGGUGGGGGAGCAAGGUGGCAUGGGAAAGACGACCGAAUUGCCGUGCCGGAUUACGAUCAACACAUAUGGCCUUGAAUGGUUUAUUUACAAUCGGACCCCUACCUAUGACAGUAUCCUUGCUGGCUUCGGGUACUCUCCCAAGGGUGUUGAUUUAGACAAUGACAGUUUGAACCCCCCAGAGUCUCGUGCGACGGCAGCACAUGCCGAUGCCAACAAUGCCUUUGACUUUCAGCCGACACCUAGCCAUCUGCCAACCAUGAAAGCCGUGUCAGAACGCAGCAUGAGUGAUAGAGGCGGGGAUUCCUCGCAAAAAUCUGCUAUUCGCGAGUCAGAACUAUCAGAUCCUAUAUCCAACAUGCUGCAACUGUUACCAGUGAAGCUAGAUUGCAAGAAAGGGGCUAUUGUCAUGGGAAAUGAAUAUACCCGAUCUGUCUUGACAACGACAUUUGACACAGCAACGGGUACCAUUGACGCUUCCAACUCAGGUCCUCUUGAUUUGUAUCGUCAAAUAUUCUCAUUCCAACUCAAUAACCCAGUGGUUCAGAUGCGACCUAACCCCGAUUUCAAACAAAAUCAGUCAGCGACCGCCCAAGCCCUAGGUGCUAUGCAAGAUAGUGAGCCCGAAUCGAAGAAAAAGCCGCAACCUAUCUUCAAUUAUCAAUUCCAAAGGCGCAGAACAUCUGUUGAGUCAUUCCAUGUCAACAGCAAACAUGCUGAUAGCAUGCCAAGAAGCCAGACAGAUUUCCCUGAGGUCCGCUGGACCGGUCUGUCUCGGUAUCUGGAUGAAGACUGCGAGGACGAACAUGAGAAAUGGAACUCAGUCGAAUAUGCCCGGUUCUCUACUAUCUUGGAUAGCCCUAGCCUGACCGUAGCCUACUUUUGGGAUAUUCCUGGCCGAGUCAUCAUUCAACCAACCUCAACUGAUCGAUCUAAACCAAGCGAUUGCAAUAUCAAUUGCGCCCCAGCUCCCGAAUGGGGAAUCGACAUCAAGAUUGAGGGGGGCACAAUAAAUUACGGACCGUGGGCUGACAGAGAGAGGGUUGGCCUGCAAAACGUCUUUUUUCCAAAUUUUUAUCGAAGUGCCGAGCCAACAGAGAAACUGGCACCUGGCGUCCUGCGACAAAGCACGGCGUUCAAAUUGCGCGUGGAAAUUGACAAGGAACUGACACUGUGCAUUCCCACACGAGAGCCUUCUAAGGAUUGGCAGUGGAAAGGCCGUGCUGAUGCCAUCGGAGGGGCAUCGAGGGCGAAGAAGCCAAAUGACCAGAAGAAGACACGGGCUAAGGAGGGUGAAAAGGGCUACCUUGGCCCUGAAAUUCGACCGUUCGGUUGGCUUUCCCUUUCUGUUGCCCCCGAUUCCACCAUCAAUUAUACCAUGGACAUGGUGGGCUCGAGCGCAGGCUUUUGCAAUAGGCUUUCCAUUGACUUGCGAGACUCAAGACUGUCGUCCAGCAUCAACCAUAACUUACUCUGGCAAUGCCCUCGACAACAGGUCAUUUGCGAUCUGUCAAACCCCCUUACCUGGAAUAGUCUCCGUUCCUGGAAAUUUACAGUUGAAGGCCAAGAGUUACAGCUAUACCUCCUACGUGAUCACAUAUUUCUUCUCACUGACCUUGUGAGUGACUGGGCUUCAGGUCCACCUUCGGACUAUUACGCCUUUGUACCUUUCAUCUACAACCUUGAUCUCAAUUUCUCCGACUUUCAACUUUACAUCAAUGUCAAUGACCGAAACAUCAUCAACAAUCCUUCGGACCUAGAGGAUAACCGCUUCAUCAUCAUCAAAGGUAAGCGCCUAGAGACCAAUGUCAUGAUACCAUUGAACAAAUACCAACCUGAACAAAACACUAUUGAGUUCAAACUCAACCUUGAAGAUGGCGGCGUGGACUAUGAAACACCUUUAUGGGAUACCCUACAUGAAUUUUUGCCACGAAAGUCCAUGGCUACCCUCGAGAGCUUGUUCAUUGAUGGCUCCUAUAACUAUUUUCAGUCAACAUCCCCGGAGUUGACUGACACUCUGGUGCUCCAGAUUGAUGGAACAUCGCCCCGGCUAUACCUCUUUGGAUUCUUGAUAAAGAGCUUCAUGACAAUCAGAGAGAAUUAUUUUGGAGAGGAGAUGCACUUUAAGACUCUUGAAGAGUAUCAAGAGCUGGUGUACGCGGGCGAACCGCCAUCAAACCCCACAGGUAUAAAUCCAAACCGGAAGUCAAAUGACAUGGAUGUGCUUGUGCGUGCCACAGUUGACAAACCCCGUGCUUUGCUUCCUGUGGAUAUCUACGAUGAUUCAAAGAGCAUGGGACUUAGUGCUGCCUCACUCGAAGUGGAUUUACGCUUCACCAACUACUAUAUGGACCUGCAGUUUUCUGUUGCUCCGCUGAAACUUGAUUUGGAGACCACACAGCUGGAUGGCCCACCCGCUAUCUCUGGUCCUCAGUUGUUCAUCGAUGGAAUUUCUGUGUACGGUCAUCGUCUGUUUGGGCUACCACCCCUUGAACCAACCUACGUGUGUAACUGGGAUUUUGAAGUCGGUAGAAUCGUUGGAGAAUGUUCUACAGAGUUCUUGGCCUGUUUGGCUUCUUCUUUGAAGACCUUCGAUUUCUCAUUUGACAACGAAGAAAAUGCAUUGCCGACGCUUUUCCCGGAGAUUCUAUUUGAUGUGACUUUCUUGAGAGCCAAGAUUGACUCAAUCCAUAUUUCCGUGCUUUUGGAUCAAACAGCUGUGAUCCUGAGCACCCAGCCGUUGAAUGUGAAUUUCAACGACUGGGCAAACACCAAGUUCUCGAAGCGCAUGAGUCUUCUCGUUCCGGACAUGUCAAUUGCCGCUGUUGAUCGCCAAUCUGUCUCUCGGUAUAAGGCGUUAGCGGGAGAAUUGAUAGCACCCAUAGGUCUUUUCCAACUCACAAUUGGGCUCAAGAUGGCUCUGCGUAAAUCUGAUAUUGCUGAAAGUCGACGACUUCAACAAGAACAUAUUAAAACUCACGAUCAGCGAACUCACAGGGCACAAUGGUUGCUUUUCGAUUGGGACGAGACUGGCCCGACUUCAACGCUACCUCCGAAUGAUGAUAUAUUCCCUCCCACUAUGGCUAUCCCUUCAAUGCCUGAACCCAUUCAUGGCAAAAUCGGCUCGUUUAACAUACCAUCCUAUCGGGGAGCUUCAGGGCUCCGUCCCACUGGAAGCGCCAAGAGCUUCCUUGUCCAGUCAGAAACAUCAAGUUUGAAGAGUGUCCGGAGACACACUGCCAACAGCACUAGAGCAGCCUCAAAUCCAGUUUCCAGAUCACGACCGUUUUCCCCCGCUAGGGAAUCAACCUGGUCUGUUUCGAAGACGAACCGUUCGAGAGAUGGAACAGACCCCGGAUCUCGGUCAGGCACAUUCUUGUCAUCUAUGAUGCGAGACGCAAAUCCGUGGAUAAUGCCACAGUUCUCGUACUAUAAGCUUCGUCUGGAUACAUCCGAGCUUCCGUUGCCAUUUGUGGACGAAGACGACAUAAUGAAUGAUGACCCUGCAAUGAAUCAAAAGUCCGUGUUUCUCACAUUUGAUGACGAUCAAACAAGUUACACAAAUCUGGCCUGCGAUCUUCCCCUUGGUAUUCGAGGAUAUUGCACACCAAAGUUCCUCUUGAGUCUAGCUGCCUUGUUAGAUGGCUUGGGACCGAAACACCCUACGCAAAUCAUCGAUUCCCUUCAGAAAGAUGUGAUAUCAGACAUUGUUGGUUAUGACAAGGCCAUGAGCCAACCGAAGAUUUCAACAGCUGUUGCUCUUCGAAUUCCGGCCAUUCAAUUACGACUUGUUGACUUGUCCGAGGCCCCCAACAACAAAGCAAUCGAGUUCCGAGAUGAAUACAGUAUCGAAAUCCGUCGUCUAAGGACUGAGUUCCGGAGAAAGGUUCAACGUCAAAAAGACGAUCUGCUUGAAGGUCUCAAACAAGAUGUGACAGUUCAUGCCGCGGCAGAUCACGUCUCUAUUUCCGUCGAGGGCAGUCGAGUGGAUGCUUUCCACGAGAAAGCCAUGUUCAACUCUCACUUGGAAGAUAUGAACUUCUGGCUCGUUACGUCGCCCAACGUCCGCUCUAAUUUCCAGAUGCGAACAUUCAGUACAAUCACAUCAGCAAAGUCUGUGGAACGUCUCGCAUUUCUCGUUCGUCGAGCCACGACUAUGUUUGAUUCUGUCGCCUCAUCUUUUCAGCAACUUUCAGCCUCUAACGAGAGGCGCCUACAGUACCUUAUCUACUCUCUCACUCAAUCAGCCGCCAACAUACCGGAUCCAAUAUUCCUUGCUCGUAUAUCUUAUAUCCUCAGGAUUGCUUCCACUCACCUGCGACAGCAUGACUCGUGGAAGAUCAUCUCACGCAUCCGCAAGAUCUAUAAUAGCUUACCUCUCCAGCACAAGCGUGAUUUGGAGCAGAACUGCUUCGGUGACGAUCUUCCUCUGCCAUCGGAUGCAAAAAAGGCCGUGUUGUCUGGGUUUGACCGUUGGCGAGCUUGGGAUCUGGCACAUGUAGCGAAAAGCUAUGUUAUGCGCCAUGUUUGGCCAUAUACCGCUGAACGAGACACUCCGCAGCCUUCGAUAUUUUUAUCAUCAACUGUUCAAACAUUCCGAUUCUCUAUGGAUCCUGGUCCGAGAGAAAGUGAUUUAAUCAUAGGAAACUUGUCAACAGUUGCAUCCUUCAUUCCUGACUCGCCUGGAGAUGACGGCGAACAGAGCAAGAAACUGAUUACAUUGCAGUCUUAUUGUGGAUCAGCAGCCCUAAGGCUACGUUGGGAAAUUUUAGACCUUGUUGAAGGAGUGAUCAAGGUCAUGUCAAAUGUUACACUCAAAUCCUCGCCCGGUCAUGUCCCUAGCGACAAUACGCUGGAGCAGACCCCGACUGAGCUGCAGGUAGUAUUUGGCACUGAUUUUGGGUCCAUCACUCUUGACGGCAUCAAUAUCAAGCUUGCUCUGGUAGCGAAAGCCUUCCGAGGAUCGAUCGUCCAUAAGUCGUUUGGUGCCAGACGAUCAAAUCACGAAGACCUCGCUUUAUUGUUUAAUGCUGAAGGCUGCUCAACCGAGCUUCAAAGUCAAUCUAUAACCUUGACGUUGUCAAGAAUUGCUGACCCAUACAUGUACUUGUCGCUUGUGUCGGAAGAAGAUGCCAGUGAAUGCAGACACAACUGGAAACUCGCUGCUUCCUGUAGGAAGCUUCGCUAUGACAUCAAAGAAGACCCUGUCAGCUUAGCGCAUAUAGCAGACAGACUUAUCGCGGAUGAGGUCAGAUACAUCCGGGAUCUUGUGGAUAGUGUCAAAAUUCCAAAACAGGAAUCUGAUUCCAGGCUUGCGCCGAUCAAAUCAACCCGCAACACUUUCCAUGCAGCAAUGUUCUUGGAAGAUUACCAGUUGACAUUCAGCCUUCUGCCAUCUUUGACCUACGUUGUCUCAGGUGAAGUGGCUCGCAUGUCCGUCAUGCCCGCAGAGGCUUCCAAGAUUGAGGUGGACUUCGAUGUGAAGAAGAAUUCGCAUAUGUUCGUAUCAGGCGAGGACGAAAGUUUCCAAGUUUUAUCGAUAUUGGAAAUACCGCCCGCAAACGGGCGAAUUGUCGCGAACCUCUUAUCGGAUCGCAAGGAAGUGGAAGUUGAUGUCACGAUUGAACUCAUCCGUUUAGAAGCCAGUGCUGUGCGCAGCCUUCUUGCUGUUUUGACAGGACCUGAUGUGUCCCAUUUGAUCUCAGAUCUCAAGCAGAACGUGGAUGUUCUUCAGUCCCACUUGGAAAAUGUGUUACCCCCAGAAAAGGCCUUACCAAAACCUAAGCCAACGUCAGAUAGCCAGGAGAUCCUCUACAAAGCCCGCUUCACGAUGGCAGGGUUCGAAAUUCAUGCCAUUGCACCUGGCCUCAACGGCAAGGAUUACUCUGCGGAGAUGAUCUUCAGCCUUGGGAUGAUGCGAAUGCGACUUCACAAUGGAUUAGACCAGGGCUACGCCAUGGAGUAUCCUGAGUUCAACAUCGAUGCCUCUCAAAUUAGCUUUGAGCUUCGAAGACAAGAGAAGACUAGGAGUCGCUCAUAUGGUGGCUUCAGUGCUGGAGUAAAGCUUCAGGGAACCUCUGCAAGCCGCGAAAAUGGGGAGAUUACCAGAGCAUACCAUUUCACUAGCGACAGGUUUGACGUUGAACUGUUCCCUGAGACAGCAGCCCUCGUGGUUGAUAUUGCUGUCUAUACACAAGAGCGCAUUAAGACGCUAGACCUUUCCCACGAAGUCAAACGUCUUAGGGAACUCAGACAUGGUGGCCACUGUAAUACAAAUGAUGGGGCGGCCGAUGGCCCUGAAAUCCACGUCAACGAUGAUUCUACUCCAGAGACAUUCCUCAAUGCCCUUUAUUCACUGCAAUUCCGAGCCAUUGAAGUUGCUUGGAACAUGGCCACGAUGCAUAACAAGUCUGGUCGACAGCCCGAGGAUUUGGUAUUAUCAAUCCAACAAGUCGAACUCUCAAAUAAAAAGAAGAAUGCAGCCAAGCUUCGAAUCGAAAACAUGCAACUUCAGAUGGUUCCAUUCGGGGCGGACAGAGAAAAGCGCUCGCUCAAUUCAGCCCUCAUGCCAGAGCUGGUCUUCAAUGUGGCAUAUUCCUCCAAAGGGAAGGAGGUGUGGCUUGCUUUCCAAGCAGCUGGUAAAUCUCUUGAUAUACGUGCCACAUCUGAGUUCAUCAUUCCGGCUAGCAUGAUACGGGACUCGAUUGGUACUGCAAGCGAGGCGCUUCGUGAAGGCAAGGCCCUCUGGGCAACCAGGGCAGAAUCCCCUGAAAAUGCCAACGCCAACAAAGAUCGUAGUCUCUUUGGCAACAGGCGAUUGAGAUCUCUUCUCAUUGAUGUGGACUUUGCAGGUGCGACUGCCACGCUUCAGGGCAAACUCGGUCAUGAUCAUCAAACGUUGUUAGCGGCAACAUGGCAAGGCACUCGCCUCUCUGACGCGAAAUAUGGCCAAUAUUUGCAAGGAGAUGCAGCGACCACCGCAACCCUCCGUGCGCCCGGGGUGGCGCUCAAAGUUCAGUUCGAGGACAACGGUACCGAUGAUCCCGCGCUCAAUGCAGAGUUAAAGGUUGACCCCUCUACGAACACAUUGUAUCCAACUCUUGUACCUCUCAUCAAGCAAAUGACUGCCACGGUCAAGGAGAUUAUGGGGAAUCAGCAGGGCCAACUUCGGAGACCAUCUACAGCGGCGAAAUUACAGUCUCAGAAAUUGAUGCAGGAAAAGCCAUUUGGUGCCGACGAUCCAACCAGUAUUCUUGGUCGAUGCAAGGUAAACGUGGGCUUGUUGUUCUGCAAGCAGGAGUUUAGCCUGAGCUGCCAGCCUAUCGCAAGGGUCGCAGCCACUGCACGAUUCGAGAGCGUAUACGUGACUGUUAACACGGUUCUAUCUGAAGAACAGGGCAGAUUCCUCGCUCUUUCCUUGGCUUUCAAUGGCUUGGAAGCCUCUGUAAAGCAUGUGUACUCCAACGAAUCAACCGCAAGCUUCGAGGUCAAGUCCAUGGUGCUCUCGUUGAUGAAUAGUAAGCAUCUCGGCCGGAUGAACGGAAUGUCAGCUAUUUUGCGAGUCAGCCCAAUGAAGGUCGCAGUGAAUGCCAAGCAAGUCCAAGACUCGAUGCUUUUCAAAGAGAUCUGGCUUCCGUCCGACAAUGAAACCAGCUCGAGUGAUACUGUACAGCCCGAGCCGUCUGAAACGCAACCCUACAUUGUGCAGCGAUAUCAACAGGUUACUUCGGCAUCAGCAUUCCCUUGGAACACCACUAUCGCAAUUGAGAAGCUCGAGAUGCAACUUGAUCUAGGCUCAACCCUAGGAAAGGCGCAGUUUGCCAUCGUUGACCUAUGGGUUUCCACCAGCAAGACGUCUGAUAAUGAGCAGAACAUGUGCAUCAAUUUCAGUUCAGUUGCGAUCGAGAGUAAGGGCCGCAUGAGCGGACUCGUCGAACUCGGAAAACUGAAAAUUCACACAUCCAUUGAAUGGCCCAAAGACUCCCACAAGGCGAGACACACGCCAUUAAUUCAAGCCACGAUUGCUUUCGAUCACCUUCAAGCGAAGAUAUCAUUCGAUUAUCAACCCUUCCUGGUAGCCCAGAUUGCCAUGUUCAACUUCCUGAUGUACAAUGUUCGAGACACAUCCGGCGCGCAGAGCCAGCGUCUCUUCAGUAUCCUGGAAGGCGACAAAGUUCAAGUAUUCUGCACAUCUUUAACAGCAUCACAAGCAUUGGCACUAUUCCAGGCUUGGGGCCGCUUGAUCCAAGAUGUCCAAACAGCCUACAAAACAUCCCUCCGCGAGGUAGAGCGGUACCUCCGUCGGAAGUCUGCAGUUCUCGCAGAGCGCCCCAGCGUCGGCACUAAGGAAUUGGCAAAUGAUGACGACGAUCACCCCCAGAAAGCGCCCAUUUCGCUCCACACCGGAGUCGUCGUGAACAUCCGCCACGUCAAUCUGGGAGCAUUCCCGAGCUCUUUCUUUGACAACCAAAUCUUCAAAGUAGAAGCCCAUGACGCCGAUGCCCGGUUCUCCGUCUCACUCGAAGGCAACAAAAUCCACAGCGCUCUAGGCUUGACACUUGGCCAGUUACGUGUGGCUCUAUCUGGGAUCACGCGGCCAACCUCCGCCCAACUAGACGAGCUUUCAGUGGACGAAAUCGCUGAGCGAGCCGCAGCAUCCCGCGGCGGAACAAUCCUCAAAGUGCCCCGACUUGUCGCAGGCAUGGAGACCUGGCAGGCACCAGGCACUCACCAGAUCGACUACAUCUUCCGCAGCACGUUCGAGGGCAAGGUCGAUGUCGGCUGGAAUUACUCGCGCAUCAGCUUCAUCCGCGAUAUGUGGGAGACGCAUUCACGGGCGCUCGCCUCACGACUUGGCAAGCCCUUGCCGCCAUCCGCGGUGCGCAUCACUGGUGGGCCCGGUAGCAGUGUUGAGGGUGGCGGUGCUAGCUCUGAGCAGCAGGAAAAGAUAACUGCGGUUGUCAAUGUGCCCCAGUCCAAGUACACCUAUACUGCGCUUGAACCGCCUAUUAUUGAAACGCCGCAGUUGCGGGAUAUGGGUGAGGCUACGCCGCCGUUGGAGUGGAUUGGAUUGCAGCGUGAUAAGCUGCCGAAUGUGACGCACCAGAUUAUUAUUGUCACGUUGCUGGAGAUUGCGAAGGAGGUGGAGGAUGCUUAUGGCAAGAUUCUAGGAUCGUGA
Penicillium paradoxum is the source of this 9606-nucleotide messenger RNA. RefSeq lists its product as uncharacterized. The transcript has 3 exons. Gene Ontology annotation, biological process: fermentation. The record is from RefSeq and is a predicted model, not a curated record. Lineage: Eukaryota; Fungi; Ascomycota; Eurotiomycetes; Eurotiales; Aspergillaceae. Gene Ontology annotation, cellular component: membrane. The coding region runs from base 1 to 9606 and encodes 3201 amino acids.